AUGGCUUCUCUAUCAUGUCUGGUCGCCUCUUUCGGCAUAUUAGUAGCAGUGUGCAAUGGCCAAGCCAUCCAGACGGUGGGCACAGUCAACAGCAGUGCUCCAAUGGUCGACCUGGGCUAUGUAAAGUAUCAAGGCUAUAGUAAUGCGACUGCUGGCAUCAACUAUUUCCGUGGUAUCCAAUACGCAGCCAACCCAACAGGAUCACUGAGAUGGCAGAAGCCCCGUCCAAUCGAAGCAAACAACAACUUCGACAGUAGAAAGGUCUACAACGCCACCCAGAUAGCCCCAGCAUGUUACCAGUCCCAGCCAUACUCCGUUUAUGUCGACCCGACGGACCCGACGGCCUUCAUCCACACACCACAAGGUCAAUCCGAGAACUGCUUAAUCCUAGACGUCCUUGCUCCAAGCCAUCCCGUCUCGAACCGUCUGCCCGUCAUGGUACAGAUCCAUGGCGGAGGCUACACUCAAGGUAAUGCCCAGAGCUAUCCAGGAGAUGCUAUGGUCAACGCUUCGAAUGGCAACAUGAUUUACAUCUCCAUCCAGUAUCGACUCGGCUUGUUGGGCUUCUUGGCUGGAGGAGAGACCAUGCAAAACGGAGUCGCGAAUGCUGGAUUGCUUGAUCAGCGAGCUGCAUUAGACUGGGUCCAACGCAACGCGUACGCUUUCGGUGGCGACCCUACAAGGGUUGUUUUAUGGGGUGGCUCAGCUGGAGGCGGAAGUGUUACUACUCAGCUUAUUGCUGGUGGUGCUUAUGAUGAGCCUCCGUUCAGCGCCGCUAUUGCCGAAUAUCCAUGGUGGCAACCAUUCCUGAACUCUUCUCAACAGGACAAGCAAUUCGACACCACUUUGACGCUCUCCAACUGCUCAAGUCUCGCUUGUCUGCGAUCACUGCCUGGUAGCACAGUAGCUACGCUGAGCCAAGCCGUCGAAAAUUCGUCGUAUCCCACUGGUGGAGACGGCUUCGGCGUCUACUAUUGGGGUCCUGUGGUCGACUACAAAUUCAUCAAAGAGCUCCCAAGCAUCGCAUUCAGUCUAGGUCACUUCUACGAUGUCCCACUCUUGGUCGAUCGCGAAGCAUAUGAGGGCUAUAUCUUCAGCAAUCAGUCGCUCAUGACGCAAAUGGCAGAGACCACGGAUGCAGAGUACCUCUUCCCAUUCGCUGGUCCCGCAUUCUUCUCUCGUCUUUAUCAGCUCUACCCUAUGUCAGACUUCAACUCUACUUUCUACCAGCGACAGACGUGGUUCGGAGACUUCAUCAUUGAUUGCCCAACCUAUCAGAUGGCAACGAACGCCGUAGACAGGAAUGCCAACAGUUCAGCAGUCUUCAAGCUCACAUUUGCAGCUGGUAGCGAGCUGCACGGCUCAACCAGUGCUUUCCUGGCAUCCGCUACGACUGGCUUCCCGCAAGCCAACAACCACACUCUUGCCGAGAUCAUGACUUCAUAUUGGAUCUCGUUCGCUGUCACCCACGAUCCCAACCCUAUGCGAGCCAGCAACGCUCCGUACUGGCCCAGUUACAUCAGUAAUGGCGCUGGAAGUGCUGCCAAUGGCCAGUCCGUUGGCUUUGAUACUCUGGCUGUAACGUAUACUACCAUCGGGCCAGCGGCAGAUCCAGAUGCUUCGGCUAAGUGUGACUUCUUUGGCUAUCAGCAGUUCAAGGUCAUGAACUAG
This is a messenger RNA of Recurvomyces mirabilis, 1671 nucleotides long. RefSeq lists its product as uncharacterized. The record is from RefSeq and is a predicted model, not a curated record. NCBI's taxonomy places the organism in Eukaryota, Fungi, Ascomycota, Dothideomycetes, Mycosphaerellales, Teratosphaeriaceae. The transcript is spliced from 8 exons. The coding region runs from base 1 to 1671 and encodes 556 amino acids.